ACUUGGACGCGCAUGCCGCAAACUGUCGUAAACCCUCCAGGUGUCGGUGUAUUUAAAAGAUUCAACUGUUGUUUUCUCUCAGCGAAAACGAACGUUUUGGAGCUCACAUUUGCAAGCGUGCUGGUUUAUUUAUGGCUAAAUUUACGCUUUAAUAUUUCUUGUUUCAAGCCAAAAUGGAGCGUGCGUUAAAACACGGCAGCCGGAAAAUAAGUUGAGCUGUACCAAAACAACCUCGAAAAUGGCAACAUGCGACAGCGACGGAUCUUGUGCUGUGGCGGAGGUGAACCCAGACAUCCACAUCUGCGGCUUCUGCAAACAGCAGUACAACAACUAUGAGUUUUUUCUGGCCCAUAAGCAGAAGGGAUGCUCCCUUCCGACCUCUCACACUGCGGCCAGCUCUGCAUCAACAUCUCUCUCAGAUUGCAGCUCUGAGUUUGUUCUUGAGGAUGCUUACCAGGUCUGCGUGGUGAGAGGUGUCAAGAAGUCGCUGACCAAAGCGGAGAAAGCUCCAUCCAAGAAACUAAAACCUGCGCUGACCUCCAAAAGACACUCCUGCUGUUUCUCAGGCUGCACCUUUAAGACACAAUAUGGCCAAAAAGACAUGGAGCGCCAUCUCAAAACUCACACUGGCGAGAAGCCGUUCGAAUGCGAGCUGUGCCACAAGCGCUUCAGUCGGCGCGACAAACUCAACAUGCACAGCCGCUCCCACACGGGCGAGAGGCCUCACAAGUGCAAGCACUGCUCCUACGCGGCAGCAGACAGCAGCAGCCUGAAGAAGCACCUGCGGAUCCACUACGACGAGCGGCCCUUCAAGUGCCAGAUCUGCCCCUACGCCAGCCGCAACUCCAGCCAGCUCACCGUGCACCUGCGCUCUCACACGGGAGACGCGCCGUUCCAGUGCCAGCAGUGCGACGCAAAGUUCAAGAUCAACUCCGACCUGAAGAGGCACCUCCGCAUUCACUCCGGCGAAAAGCCCUACAAAUGCGACUUCUGCGAGUACCGCUGCGCCAUGAAGGGGAACCUGAAGUCUCACACGCGCCUCAAACACGGCACAGAGAACCUGUUCCGGUGCGAGCGGUGCGACUACGCCUCCGCCAGCCGGCUGGCGCUGCGGCAGCACGCCAGGCAGCACCUGCCCGCGCAGCCCUUCCAGUGCUCCAAGUGCUCCUACUCCUGCGCCAGGAGGGGCGCGCUCAAAGUCCACGAGCGCGUCCACUCAGAGGAGCGGCCGUUCGGGUGCGACCUGUGCGGUUUCGCCGCCAAGCGGCUCAGCUACCUGUUCGCCCACAGAGAGCAGUGCCACUCGGACAGAGGCGAGAAGGGAGGCGCGCGGCAGGCCGGCAGAGGACUCGGCUCCCCGCAGCCUGUCGGCUCUCGCUAUCGGGCAAAGCUGGACGCGGCGCGGGCUUUCCACUGCGACCUGUGCGAGGCGUCGUUCGUGAGGGCCGACUCGCUGCGCAGCCACAAGAAGCAGCACCGGGACGCCCAGGACGCGGCAGACUCAGUCCAGCUGCUUCCCGUUCCCGCCCAGACUCUUCCCUUACCGUCGAGCUCGGUGGCUUCCUACGGUGAGGCGCAGGUCAAAAUCAUCGUCCAGCCGCCUUUGGGUCAGCAUGGCUCCGUAACGCCUGCAGACCGGACAGGCCAAGCUGAAGCGGCCUUACUGGAGCCAGACAACCAGGACAUGGCCGCCAACCUUGUGGCGGCGGUACAACCUCUCAGGUCCUCGCACGGCACUGAAGCGCAGACGGUCCCGCUGACGAGGCUGGGUCCGGACAGCACCACCCCUCCGGACUCCUGCAUCAGCAGCAGCGGCGGGUCGACUCUGAUCACCUACAGCUCCGAUCUGGAGGGCUUCAGCGCCUUGAUGCAGAAGAGCUCGGCGACGGCGGAUUCCAAGCCGACCGCGGCUCAUCAGGAAGCCGCCCUGGUGGUUCCGAGCGUCAGCGGGCAGAACGUGCUCAUCCAGUGCGUUCCGCUGAUCGUGUGCGCGCCGCCGCCGCAGCAGGCCGCGCUGGAGCCUCCCUCCUCACACACACACACCGCUGGUUCACACACACCGGGAAGCACGGCGCAGUGAGGGAAGGGCGCUUCACAUUUCCUGUGAGAUCUUCACAUCAUUUGGAGCUCUUCCUUUAGUUAUUUGGCCCGUUUUGUUUUGUUAGUUUGAAUGAUCGCCAACGCUCAUCAAAGCGUAUUUUGGUUUGGACAAAGCGGGCUAGCGUUAAGCUUCUGGAAUGGCCUUCCUACACAUCUGUUCACAUCUGUGUCUCUAUGGUUAAAAGGUGUGGAAAAGUCUGGAGUAAAACCAGCCAAUAUGAAUUGGCUUUUCACUGCAAAAAGGGAACUAAAAUUAAGUAAAAAGUUCUUGAAAUGUGUGUAUUUAGCCUUGAUGUGAGCAGGCAAGUUUAAAUUAUCUGCCAGUGGAAUAAGAUGAGGAACAACUCAUCGUCUUAUUUCAUGUGCGGUACAUCUGAUUAUCUUAGUUUAGGGGUAACAAUACUCAGAAAAUCUUACCUACCUGCUCAAAUUAAGGUCAAAUACACUCAUUUCAAGGAGAUUUUACUUGCACGUCGUUCCCGUUCUGUUGAGAAAAGUGGUCAAAUAUCCAGUCAGAACCUUUAGUUGCUACAUAAAGCGUGGUGAUGUGCCACUUUCAUCCAUCCCUGUUUAUUACUGAACACACAGCCAGGCGUGCACACGCUUAUGCUAGUUCUAAAAGACCCAACAUGGAUAUUUCUGUGCAGGGAGCCAGAGUGGACCCACACAUGCGUGCUUGGAGCGUCCAAAGCCCGCCAGGUCUGGAUCUGAACCAGGACCCUCACGGCAACCCUUAAAGAGUUAAACGGUAGUCGUCAUCUGUUUAUACUCCAUCCUCUUUGUACCAGACACCAGUACCUCCAGCAGCAAAAAGACCCACAGCAUGAUGCUCCCACCGCCUUACUUGACAGUUGUUGCGUUGUGCUCGUGUUUAAACGUCUCCAGUCUUCACGGGAGAACGGAGAGAGUAACGGGUUCAAAUAAAAGUAUUACCACGCCGUGACCGUCAGAAAUGUAGGUCAACUUCCCUAGGAGUUAAAAACGGCAAAAAUGUCAAUGCUGACAUGAAUGACGCUGACUCCAAGAGAACCAGCUGCCAGUUUGUGAACAAGGAGGCUUCGCUCGGUGUGGCCGGGACUAGCAGGGUGGGAGUAAAGUGUUACGGUUGUUCUGCAAAGAUGAAAUGGCAACACUUAACCACAAGGCUCCCCUCAUAGAUGGCUAAUAGUUCAUAGCUUUUAUCAGUUAAUCUGGAAACCCUUUACAACACAUUAAUUACUAUUUAUUGUGCAUUGAUUAAGGGAGCGCAAGAGAUAGAACGGACCGGCUUGUGGUUACAAAGCAGCAGCUUGGUCUGACAUUUUUAAUACAAGCAAUUAUAGAUGAAGUCUGUAGUUAGACUCACUAUUUAGAAAGAAACAGGUCAGUUUUGUCUCUUGCUCGUUUUUGAUUUUGCAUAAAUGCUUGUUAAUGAGUUAUAAAGUGUUUACAGAUUAAUUAAUAGCAUAUCUAUAAGCUAUUUAUUAGCCAUCUAUAAGGGGAGCCUUAUUGUAAAUGGUACUGAUAAAAUAUGAAUGGAGAUUGUGUUUACAGGCAAAAUGGGUGAGGACACAAACUGACAGGAGGGAUUUUUACUGCACAUGUCCCCCGUAUUUUGACAGCAGGCUACUAACAUUUCUGUGGCGCUGAUGGAAUAGUUUCCUUUUCGAGUAUAAGCCUCAGCGACAAACACUUAUCAGCUCAAACGGUACGCACACGUUUGUUCAGACGAUUAUGCAGCGGUGCUCUCCAGCUCAUCGGUGACUGCCAUCCCGAAUUCAAAACCGAGCUCAGUUAAGAUCCGAAUCAUUCUUCAUUUUAAAAAGGAUUCUACUUUGAGAUUCAUUGUAGUUUCAGGAACCUCCUUGUCAAAAGAUCAGAAUAAAGUGUUGGUUUGAUGCAAUUUUCUAGUCUGUCCAAAAGGGGGCGGCAGAGUGUCAAGAGUAAAGGUUGCAGUUGACUUUGAGCUAAUGCAGCCCUUGCUUAUACUUCUGUAUGUGCAUUUUUUUUUUUUUUUUUUUUGUUGAAAACUCCCCAGGCCUCUGUCUGAACCUUGAAAACAGAUGUCAAUUGUAAAUAACAUUAGUUCAAUCAUCAGGGUCUUUGAUUCUAAAAGCCAAGCUGCUCCAGCAAUAGAUUUUUCAAUAAAGUGCCUGUUCUGCUUGUUGCCAUCUAUUAUUCUGGCCAUUUUUUUUACACAGAUGUCAGCACUCUGCGUCCUCAGGCGGAGGAUGCUGUACCUGAAUAGGAGGCUCCUGCCAAUUGAUUUCUGCUUUCCUCCCGCCACUAAUGGAUCCGCUGAAGCACGCUGCUGCGUUUUGGGGCUCAGCAUGAGCACAAACUCCAGCAAAGUCACUUCCUGAUGAAGAUGUCUGUCAACGCCGAGGGUCUGCAGCAGAGUUCGUGUUUGACAAAGGGACGCACGAUUGUGCUCCUUUUUAGUCGUUCCUGAUUUAAUUAGGGAGUCCUUUCAUCUUUUCUCUGGAAUAACAGGGGCUUUAUUUUUUUUCUUCUUACAGAGUAGGCCUUUAAGUGCACAUUUGCAAAUGUGGUCAAACUCCAAAAAAACCUCAGGCUGUCCAGGUUACAGACGGCUGCACUCUAACAUGCAUAUUUUUGCUAAGACCGAUCCGGAUGCAACCGUUAAUGCCGCAGCUUUGUCAUUUACAACGACACCAGAAAAGGCGAGAAUAGUUCAUUAAGACAACAGUGAUUGUGUCGAAUCAGGAAAUCGGUCUACCAAGGAGCAAUAACAAAGGUCACUACGUAGGUAACAAUGCUUUCAGAUAUUGUUUUGCUCCUAAAGCAGAAUUUCGUGUGUUUUUUUUUUUAACCAAUCAGUUUAUUUUCUUUGCAUUGUGUGAUAAAGUAUAACAUAUCAGCCUGUACUCACGCAAACACAACGUC
Fundulus heteroclitus (mummichog) is the source of this 4986-nucleotide messenger RNA. It is a transcript of the gene zfp64, whose product is annotated as zinc finger protein 64 homolog (mouse). Bases 239 to 2080 code for a protein of 613 amino acids. Gene Ontology annotation, molecular function: DNA-binding transcription factor activity, RNA polymerase II-specific; RNA polymerase II cis-regulatory region sequence-specific DNA binding. The transcript has 6 exons. Lineage: Eukaryota; Metazoa; Chordata; Actinopteri; Cyprinodontiformes; Fundulidae. The record is from RefSeq and is a predicted model, not a curated record. Gene Ontology annotation, biological process: regulation of DNA-templated transcription.